Metarhizium acridum CQMa 102 is the source of this 1920-nucleotide messenger RNA. The record is from RefSeq and is a predicted model, not a curated record. NCBI's taxonomy places the organism in Eukaryota, Fungi, Ascomycota, Sordariomycetes, Hypocreales, Clavicipitaceae.
AUGGAUCUGGAUGAUCCUGAUCGGAACUCAGAUUCCUCAGACACGUCUCAGCAGCAGCCUGAUCCGGACGAGGGCAGUGCUGGGGAUACAGCCAGCUGGUACUAUGAUUUAGACGAUACGGCAGAUGAUGAUGAUCCGGACUACAGGGAUGAACCUGACGAAGACGAGGACGAAGAUGAUGAUUUUCAAGAUGCAUUGCCUGGUGAUGUAGAGUUUGAACUUAUUAUUGGCGGCGGCGGCGACAACGAUGGAGAGGAAGAGGAGGAAGAGGAGGAAGAGGAGGAAGAGGAGGAAGAGGAGGAAGAGGAGGAAGAGGAGGAAGAGGAGGAAGAGGAGGAAGAGGAGGAAGAGGAGGAAGAGGAGGACGGCGACGACGACGACGACGACGACGACGACGCGAAUGAUGCAGUUCGACACAUCAUGGAUCUCUUUAGAGGUGGAGGAUCGGGAUUGCUUACGAGAACUCAACUUAUGGCCCUCUUGCGUAAUCGUGACCUCACCAAUGUCCUCUUCAGUGACAACGCCGAGGACGAAGGCAUCCUAAGUCACUGGGGAAUCCGCAGACGACGUCAGCCCAAGGAUCCUAAUCGGUUUCCAAAAGUACCCAGUGAAGAAGGACUCCAACUCAUGCGUGCUGGUGCUUUUGGUACAAACGACUACAAGCUCCGCAUGCGAAAGCACAUUGCUAGGCGUAUGUUGGAGCGAGAGCUUGGCGUUGGAGACGACGAAGAAAGACGACGAAAUGGCGACUUGAUUACUCAGGCAAUGAUACCGGGGACGAGGGCUGAACAGAUCAUUCACUACGACGACCCAGUCUAUUCUGGGCAGUUCUCCGAUGAUGGCAACUUCUUCUAUUCCUGCUGCCAGGACUUCAAGGUUCGCAUGUAUGACACGUCAAACCCAUACAACUGGAAACAUUACAAGACAGUUUCGUAUCCAUGGGGCCAAUGGACUUUGACCGAUGCAUCGCUGAGCCCGGACAACCGCUGGCUGGCAUACACAUCCAUCCAGAGCAUGGUGUCAAUCGCCCCAACCGACCCCAAUGACACUGGAGACCCCUACACUCUGGAAUUGGACGAUGGCCGUGGCAGACCGACCCAAUGGGGUUGGAGAAAUCGCGGAGGGUUCGGUAUUUGGUCUAUUCGAUUUUCAGGCGACGGACGAGAGCUCGUCGCGGGCACGAGCUCGAACUCGCUCGUGGUAUAUGACAUCGAGUCGCGACAAGUCCUACAUCAUGUCGACGGACACGAUGACCACGUGAAUGCUGUUUGCUUUGCGGACAAGUCUUCACCACACAUCCUGUACUCUGGCUCUGACGACGCCACGAUUAAGGUGUGGGAUCGGAGAAGUAUGGGAGACGGGCGAGAAGCCGGCGCGUUUGUCGGUCACAUCGAGGGCUUGACGUACAUUGAUAGCAAAGGGGAUGGACGAUAUAUUCUGAGCAACGGAAAGGAUCAGAGCAUGAAACUGUGGGAUUUGCGAAUGGUCAUGUCUACCAAUCGGUUUCGGGAAAUCGAACCGGCUCAGUACAGCAACACGAGUGGUUUCGAUUAUCGGAGAGAGUCAUACGAUGACGAGGAUUGGGACGUACAUCCUCACGACAACUCUGUUGUAACUUUCAGGGGUCACCAAGUCUUGCGAACCUUGAUUAGAUGCCACUUCUCACCGCCUUCUGCGACCAACUCUCGGUACGUGUACUCUGGUAGCGCCGAUGGGAAAGUAUACAUUUGGAACAUGGACGCGACUCUGGCGGGCAAGAUCGAUGUAAAGAAGGCGACAAUGGGGACGCGUCGAGUGGACCGCCACACACGACUGUAUUUCGAAGAACCCACUGGUUGGGGUACGUGUGUGCGUGACGCAAGUUGGCAUCCGAGUGCUCCAGUGAUGGUCGGUAAGUGGUUCUUGCUUCUCCGAAGCUAG